GGACUGUUUCAUUUGUUUAAUCUUUUUACGUGUCAGUGCAGUGUUUUUUUUUAUCCUCUGAUUAAUAAUAUGAACUCAUAAAGCUCAUUAAUAGUUUUGGCCACAGAUUUGUUUUUUAUGUGUUACAUGAGUGGGUACUUUAGUUUGGACUGGUGUAAUGGAGCCGAGGGAGUGUGAGAGGGUCUGCAGAUUGUAAUGAGUGAACGAGUGGCAACAGCUGAGGCAGACAGUACAGUCAUCGGCACUCAGCAACCCUUCUUCUGCCUGCCUCUGUGUGUGUGGGCGUGUGUGUGUGUUGGUGGGAGAGAGAGAGACAGAGGACAGUGCUGUGAGAGCAUGUUUGUCUUGCUUGAAGCCUAUGCAGUCCCAUUCUCUCUGCUGCUCAUCUUUUUCUCUGGUUUCUCUGGAUAUAACUUAUGGGUAGUGCCUCUGUGUUUAUUUUGGAGAUUUGUCAUUUACCCCUGCGACAAGAGAAGAGGAAAGUCAAGGGACAAGGGAAGCGGAGGCGAGUGGAAACACACCUUUUGACCAGACAGAAGAAGUGGAAACUGUGCUGUCCAUUGUGUGAACUUCUUAGGUGCUCAAUUGAGGAAAUAUUGCUGUCCUUUUAAACAAAUCUGACCAUUAUGGAGAAGUUCCGCCUGUGAUUAGCUACACAUGAAACCUAUUUUCACACCUCAAGAAAAGCAGCUGGAGUAUUGGUUUCUGCGAUUUCAGCCUUUGUGCUGAAUUGAGACACUCAAUUGAGAUCAUUAUCUUCAGUACUGGAUUCAGUCAUGCUGGAUACCAACCAUUGCCUUCACGUUGAUGCAUCCUCUUUUGAGGAUCAACCAACGAGAACAGAUCGAGAUAAGCAGCCUGUGAGGCUGGACUAUGACAGACAUGCCUAUCAUAGCCUUAAAGAAGUCCUCCAGCUCAAACUACAACAGAGGAGGACACGAGAGGAGCUUGUCAACCAAGGAAUCAUGCCGCCGCUGAAGAGUCCUGCUGCUUUUCACGAGCAGAGAAAAAGUCUGGAGAGGGCACGGACCGAGGAUUAUUUGAAGAGGAAGAUCAGGAGUCGUCCAGAGAGGUCAGAGCUGGUGAGGAUGCACAUUCUGGAGGAGACUUCAGCAGAGCCCUCUCUGCAGGCCAAGCAGCUGAAGCUGAAGAGGGCUCGACUAGCUGAUGACCUCAACGAUAAGAUCUCUCACCGGCCUGGCCCCAUUGAGCUCAUCCACAAGAACAUCCUGCCUGUGCCCACACUUAUAGGGUCUCCGAAAGGUGAGAAUUCCUCAUUGGAUGAGGAUAGCAGUGAUGCCCUAUCACCUGAUCAGCCAGGCAGUCAGGACUCCCCGCUAGGCCACACCCUUCAGCACUCUCCCUCCGAUAUGCUCAAUCUAAACAGAAACCCCUCACCCACACAGUUCCUCACUCAGGCCCCAGCAUCUCUGCUUCAUACCACUGACUCCUCCUCUUCACAAAACAUGACCAGUGGAACUCUGGUGGCUGCAAGUGCGCGUCCUCCUACUGGACCUGCCAAACCGCAGUCAAAGUCUAGUUCUGAUCGGCCUACUCAGCGGUCUAAGAAACCUAAAGAGAACAAGCCUAAAGUGAAGAAGCUCAAAUAUCACCAGUACAUCCCCCCUGAUCAGAAGAAUGACCGUGAACCGCCACCCCAGCUGGACUCAUCUUAUGCCAAGAUCCUCCACCAGCAGCAGCUCUUCCUUCAGCUUCAGAUUAUCAGCCAGCAACAGCAGCACUACAACUAUCACACCAUCCUGCCUGCUCCCCCCAAACUUCCUGCUGAGCAACAGCAGCAACAGCCGCCUGCCAAUACUGGCCCUUCCCCUUCACGAUCAGUUUCCACACCCUCUGCUACACCAUCCACUCAGAACGGGUCUAAUCGUCAGAACCAGCCACCAGCAGGAGGGGCAAAGCCAGGUGUAUUGCCUGCAAACUUGGAUGAAUUCAAAGUUGCUGAGCUUAAGCAGGAGUUGAAACUGAGGGGUUUGACAGUGUCCGGUACUAAGAAUGACCUAAUAGAAAGGCUGAAAAACUACCAGGAGCAGAAUGGUGGUGCAGGACCAUCAACAGGGACUGGACCAGUGAAAACGGUCCCAGCUACGUCUCAGCAAGUGGCAGCUCAGUCCUGUGUCUCAGCUCCGCAACAAUCCAAAGACGUCGCUGAGAAAGUGGCAGCCUUUCCACUGAUUACAACUAAUGGAGUCCAUACUGCAGCUCCGCCCCAAAUUAUGCGCUUCAGCAGUACUAGCUCCUCCCCCCCAGUGUCUCCGACACCGUCCGACCGCUCAUUGGCUGGAAUGAGUGCAGAUGAGACCAGCUGUAAUGGGGAUGUGUUUGGAGAAAUGGUGAGUUCACCUCUCACACAGCUUACUCUGCACCCAUCUCCUGAGCACCCCUCCCCAAUUAAAGAGGAGCCUCUGGGCCUGCUGCAGUCUUCAUGCUGCUUUUCCCGUCCCACCCCUGUCCCACCUCUGCUUCCUCAGCCCCAGGAGCCUUCACUGGCCGCACCACUGGGACCCGCAGCGCUUGUUGUGGACAAAGACCAGAUGCUGCAGGAGAAGGACAAACAAAUUGAGGAGCUGACGCGCAUGCUGAGGCAGAAACAGCAGCUGGUGGAGACAUUGCGCUCUCAGCUGGAGCAGGGUAAGCGCGGAGCGGGCACAGAAGGCACGGACAAUGCAACGAAGACGGAAAGAGCAGCUCUGCCUAACGGAGAGGCAGUGAAAGUGAAGGAGGAGGCAAAGGAGGACAUGGAGACGUUAGCAGAGCCUCAACCGCAGGCACAGCCACAGAGGAAGACACAGACUCAGUGCUCUCAGCAGACACUGCUGAAACUGCAGCAGAUCCACCGGCUGCAGGUGCAGCAACAACAGCAGCAGCAAAUGCAGGUAGAGCAGACAAAACUGCAGCAGCAGCCCAAGUCACAGUUGCUACAACAACAGAGGCUUCAACAGCUAAUCAUCCAACAGAGCCAGCAGAAGCAGAAGCAGCUGCAGGCCAAUCAGAAGAAGCAACAAAGGCCACAAAAGCAACAGCAGCACAAAGAACGACCGUUACAGACACAACAGAUCUCACAAGUGUUUAUCAACCAACAGACUGGCACUCAAGUGACCACAUCUUUUCCACUGGAUCUUCUGAAAGCUCACCCAGCACCCACUCUUGUCACAGAUGGUAAUGGCAACCACUACCUGAUUGCUCUUGCCAAUAACAGUGUGGACAGCCUGAAUGGUGAAUCUUCUCUAAACAAAACCAAUGGGCGCAUCACCCUACAGAGAUUGCAGUCCACCCCUGUCAAGCUACCCAGCCAGUCGACUCAUGAAGUGGCUAAUUCCAUAAACCAGUCCCAGCAGCCCCAGCAGCCCCAGCAAGCUGCUCCUGUCAAACAGCCCAGUCCAAAAGUGCAGAAGGCAGCACUGCAUUUGGAGACUCCUGUUGUUCAACAGUCAAGUCAUCCGGUGUCUGCCCCACCCAAUCUCCAGCCUUUUUUCCUCAGCGAGGAGCCCAACCCUAUCACUCAGCCCAGCUCACCCCCUUCACUCAAGGGAGAAGUGUGCCCAACCUUUGACCGGCACACUUUGUUUACCCCUCCUUCUCCAAAACCAGCAUGCCACCCCCUUCAUCAUCUCAAAGAGAACGGUUCCAACAAUCAGCACAUAGAUGACUUGUUUGACAUUCUCGUUAAAAGUGGAGAAAUUUCAGCUGGAUUCAAGGCAAAUCCAGACCCUUCCCUCUCUGACCUGCACUCCAAUCCUCCUACUCCCUCCCCUCCCUCCUCCCCACUGCACCUCUCACCUCCGACCCCUCCCUCUGACCCUGUCCGUCCCUCUGACACACACGAGCGGCCCUGCUCGGGAACAGGUCGUCUGGAAGACUUCCUGGAGAGCACAACUGGGACUCCAUUGCUCGGGGUGGAGCUCGACGGUCCUCUAACGCUGAUCGAUGAUCUCCACAACCAAAUGCUGAGCACUCCCAGCAUUCUGGAUCACCCCCCUUCCCCAAUGGACACCGGUGACCUGAGCUUCUCCCCCCAUCCCACCAGCCUGGACUUCGAAGACCCUGCCCUAGAUGGCAUGGAUUGGCUGGACAUAUCCAUGGGUGGAAGCAGUGCUGGAGGGGGAACAGUUCUAGCUCCUCUGGGCUCACACACACCCCCCAGUGUGUUUUCAGCAGACUUUUUGGACAGUUCAGACCUGCAGAUCCACUGGGACUCCUGUUUGUAGCUUUGGUCUUAAACUGCUCAGCAGAUACAUACAACACACGACUUAGCACCUUCAUCCUUAUUCUGUGUACAGGCUUUUACACAUGAACACUUCAAACCUAUAUGCUGUUUGUAAUGCUGAAAACAUUUUUCCUGAUGUUCCACCAGAAUAAUGUAUGGUUUCUGAGCAGUUCUAUUGUUUGAUAGGUCUAUCAAAGCACUGAGUAUUAACCCCUACACCCUCAACCAUACAUAAACAUAUUACAGUACAUUGUGCUUACGUGUUUGCCAACAGAGAGACCAAUCUAUACUCCUUGUGGUUUUCUCCCUCCUUUAGGAACGGUAUGUAUUUAUGACAAACUGGUUCAUUUACAUCCAAAAUGUUCUGGACCAGCUGUUUGUUUGCCUACAUAUCAGACAGGGAAUUUUCACUUCUCAAUCUUAAAGGGCCCAUAUCAUGGGAUCCUGAAGUGUCCUCACUUUUUUGAAUUAAGCGAUUGCUGUGUUAUGCAAAAACAGCCCAUUUUGAAUUUACUAGCUCACCAUCUAUUCAGCCUUCAGCAGUUUAGCCCCGUUCAUUCGUGGUGAAGGUAUAAAUAGUGUUUUAGCUUGGGGUAGUUUUUGAAUGAAACGCAAUACAGAGCAGUCAGUCAAAACUGUUUAGAGACUGCUGUUAAUGUAUCAUCACUGUUGGAACAAAACCUUGGAUUUUCAAAAUGGUAACUGUACCAGAGAAGAAAAAAGAAUUAUUAACUUGCAGCAAAAGUUAAUAUAAAAAUAUUUUUUCCAAGUAAUUUUAGACGAUUUUUGUUGGUCUGUUCAUCAUAAAAAUUUAACACAAUUCUAAGGGUAACUGGAGUUUUCAAAUUAUGCUAAAAAGUUAAAAGUAAAAAAAAAAAAAACUACAAAAAUAUAGGCACAAGGUUUUUGCACAACAACGAUGAUAUAGCAGUCCAAACACAGUAACAAAAACAGCCUGUUUAAUUCUAGGAGACAAAGGCGCAUCGAAAAUGGUCAUAUAAAAAUGAAUUACAUCUGCUUGCGAUACAUAAAAACCACACAAAUAUUACAAGAGGACUUUAGGGAAUAAAAAUUAAAUACAAGAAAAACGUAGGUUAUGGGUCCUUUAAGCUUGCACAACUGGUUGGACGGUCAUGGUCUUCAAUAAGUAGUGUUCGACUCCUGGCCAUCUCAGUGUCAGGAUUUUAUUAUCCAAAAAUGAUCCAAAUUUCUUCUAGCUUUCAGUAUUCAACUUAUUUGGGUUAUUUCUCCCAUGCCACAUUACUGUCACUCCGCCAUAUUGCUUCUUCUGCUGGCACUGAUGGAGUUUGGGCACACACUGAUGGGAGGAGGGAUUUAGGGGAGAGAGAGAGAGGGAGAGAGAUAGACAUGGUCCUCUCCUAAUCUCGGAGUUUGGCUUUGGAGUAACUUCCAACAUGCCAGUGCUUCCAACUUUGCACUUAAGCUGACUAAGACCAAGUGUUGUGGUCUUAAGGAAACCUCCCAAUCAAAUAAACUCUGCUGGGAACUGGGUUUGGUGAUGUUCACCAGAUCUCUAUGCAUUGCUGUAUUUGAGGUACAUAUUAUUGACUAAAGCCUUCUUCUUCUCUGAUUGUAUAGAUGAGCAGGUGGAGGUCAGGGUUGGGGUUCAGGUUUCAGAGUAUUUGGAAAUUAUUUUUUAAAAAAGAAAAAUAAAAAAUGCAAGGAAAAAUUUG
Colossoma macropomum (tambaqui) is the source of this 5919-nucleotide messenger RNA. RefSeq names its product myocardin related transcription factor Ab (gene mrtfab). Lineage: Eukaryota; Metazoa; Chordata; Actinopteri; Characiformes; Serrasalmidae. The coding region runs from base 777 to 4226 and encodes 1149 amino acids. The transcript is spliced from 17 exons. Gene Ontology annotation, biological process: smooth muscle cell differentiation. The record is from RefSeq and is a predicted model, not a curated record.